AUGCUCGUCUAUGUAGAUGACAUCAUUAUCACCGGAAACAGCACCUCUCAUAUAUCUCGGUUUAUCACUUCCCUUUCUACUCGCUUUUCUCUUAAGGAUUUGGGUGAUCUUUCAUUUUUCUUGGGGAUUGAAGUUACUAGAACUAAAUCUGGAGUUCAUUCAACAAGGUCUCGUUAUAUUGCAGACUUACUGCGCAAGGCGAACAUGACAAAUGCAAAACCGGUGCCCACUCCUAUGGAAUCCAACUCAUCUCUGACUCUCCUUUCGGGUACACACCUAGAUGAUGCCACCAAGUAUCGCACAAUUGUGGGGAGUCUACAAUAUCGAUCACUCACCAGACCAGACAUCUCUUUCUCGGUUAACAAAUUGUCUCAGUUUAUGCACAAACCAACAACGGAGCACUGGUCAGCUGUUAAACGAGUAUUGCGCUACCUCUCCGGAACAUCAUCUCAAGGCAUAUACCUCAGCGCCAAUAACAUACCAAGUCUACAUGCCUUCACUGAUGCAGACUGGGCCGGAAACAAAGAUGACUAUACCUCUACAAGUGGUUAUAUGUUUAUCUUGGGAGCCAUCCAAUAG
This is a messenger RNA of Brassica oleracea var. oleracea, 579 nucleotides long. RefSeq lists its product as uncharacterized. The record is from RefSeq and is a predicted model, not a curated record. Bases 1 to 579 code for a protein of 192 amino acids. NCBI's taxonomy places the organism in Eukaryota, Viridiplantae, Streptophyta, Magnoliopsida, Brassicales, Brassicaceae. The transcript has a single exon.